CAUUCCACUCCUGGGGGGAACAUCAGCGCGACGUCCGAGUCGCCGCUCCGCGAUGGGGGAGGGGACCGCAGGGCCAGGACCCAGGUCCUUGGAGACCCGAGCCCAAAGGGCCCAGGGAGGUCCGGUUUGGGGCGGCAGGAGGACUGAACCAAGACUUACCCGAAGUUGCCGCGGGGCCUUCCGAUCCCCUAGGCCAUCGCCCAAGUCUGGCCAGGCUGAUGGGACCAGCGAGGAGUCUCUGCACCUUGACAUUAAGAAACUGAAGGAGAAGAGGGACAUGCUGGACAAGGAGAUCUCCCAGUUCAUAUCUGAAGGCUACAGUGUGGAUGAACUGGAGGACCACAUUACCCAGCUUCACGAGUACAAUGACAUCAAGGAUGUGGGGCAGAUGCUGAUGGGCAAACUAGCUGUGAUCCGAGGUGUCACCACCAAAGAGUUGUAUCCAGAGUUUGGACUGGACAUGAAUGAUUGAGCAGGCUCAUCGCCCCUUGUCCACAGCCCCCAGGGACAGAAGGGUGUGGACAUGAUAAAUGCUGAGAGCCCAACCAGCACACCUAGAGUUUCCAGCAAGAAAAUGCCAGAAGCACUUUUCUAGAGAGCCUAAGCCCAAUCAGGAGGAGGCUAGAGAAGAGGCGGGCAGGGAGGAAGGGGCGUUCCCAGCUCCAAGGUUCCUGAAAUGUCGCAGUGAUACUUGUGUAGGGGUACAUGUACUUUAUUUGUCAAUAAACAUAUCUGUACACUGA
Molecule: messenger RNA, 743 nt
Organism: Pongo pygmaeus (Bornean orangutan)
Lineage: Eukaryota; Metazoa; Chordata; Mammalia; Primates; Hominidae
Gene: SWI5
Product: SWI5 homologous recombination repair protein
Exons: 5
Coding region: 53-472 (139 amino acids)
Biological process (GO): double-strand break repair via homologous recombination
Cellular component (GO): Swi5-Swi2 complex; Swi5-Sfr1 complex
Source: RefSeq, a predicted model, not a curated record